Penicillium chermesinum is the source of this 783-nucleotide messenger RNA. RefSeq names its product flavin reductase family protein. NCBI's taxonomy places the organism in Eukaryota, Fungi, Ascomycota, Eurotiomycetes, Eurotiales, Aspergillaceae. The coding region runs from base 1 to 783 and encodes 260 amino acids. The record is from RefSeq and is a predicted model, not a curated record. Gene Ontology annotation, molecular function: FMN binding. The transcript is spliced from 2 exons.
AUGUGCGUGGCGACAUCCCGAUUUGAGAAGGUCCAGGCCUCCCGGCCAGACUUUCGUGCCAACGCCGAGGUCAACACCACCAAGACCCCCAACCCUGCCUGGAAGCAGGGUGAUGGCGGGAACGACGGCGGAGAGAGCUUGAAGAAGGACCAUAUUGAAAUCAAUCCCUACGCCGAGGGCCGUCCCGCGGCACUGAACUACAAGCUUCUCAUUUCCAGCAUCGUUCCUCGUCCCAUUGCACUUGUCAGCACUGUCUCGGCCGACGGGAAAAGCUUCAACCUGGCACCCUUUAGCUAUUCGCAGGUCGUGUGCCACGAUCCACCGACCUUUAUCGUCGGAUUUGCCGGUCCCUUGGAGCAGGCCAAGGACACCCUGAAGAACUUGAACGAGACUAAAGAAUGUGUCAUCAAUAUCAUAUCAGAGCACUUUGUCGAGGCUGCUAACUCCACCUCGGUCAAUGCUCCGUACGGCCAAUCAGAGUGGAAGUAUUCUGGCCUGCACCAGGCACCGACAUCUAUUGUCAAGCCUCCGCGCGUGAAGGAAUCGGUUUUCUCCGUCGAGGCCAAGCUGCAAGAUAUCAAAGAAUUCGAGAGCCGCACCACCGGGCAGAAGACUGGCGCUAUGGUCAUCGUCGAGGGCGUGCGCUUCUGGGCACGUGAAGAUGCCAUCAACGAAGAACAAUCCAUUAUCGAUGUGAAUGUGCUGAAGCCGGUUAGCCGACUGGGUGGCAUUACCUACGGUCGCGUUACAGAGAUUUUCGAGCUCCAGCGUCCUGAGUGGUGA